Corylus avellana is the source of this 1259-nucleotide messenger RNA. RefSeq names its product basic leucine zipper 61-like. The record is from RefSeq and is a predicted model, not a curated record. Gene Ontology annotation, cellular component: nucleus. Lineage: Eukaryota; Viridiplantae; Streptophyta; Magnoliopsida; Fagales; Betulaceae. Gene Ontology annotation, biological process: positive regulation of DNA-templated transcription. Gene Ontology annotation, molecular function: DNA binding; DNA-binding transcription factor activity.
UCAAAGUGAAGAGAAAAAGGAGAGCUAUAAUGGAAUGUAGUGGCUCUUCUCCUCCUCCUCCUCCUUCUUCUUCUGCUUGUGCCUUUUCUUCCUUCCUAUAACAUUUUCUAGUGCUUUUGGGGGUUUUGUUUUGGUGUUUCUCUUGCAUUCCGACAUUGUAUGUUUGAGUGAGUUUCUGUAGGAGGUUGUCAUUUAAUCUGGUUUGGUGGGUUUGUUGGGGUUGUGUGUCAUGGCACAAUUGCCACCCAAAAUCCCAAACAUGACACCAAAUUGGCAUGACUUUUCACACCAAAAAAUAUCCUCAAUUGGGAGCACUACACCAAAUCUUAUUACAAAAACCACCGUCGCAGCCUCCACCGCCACCUCGUCUCCGAACCCUUCUUGGGUGGACGAGUUCCUCGACUUCUCGUCGGCGAGGCGGGGGUCUCACCGGAGAACCGUCAGCGACUCAAUAACCUUCCUGGAGGCGCCAAUAUUGGUAGACGAAUGCCGUGGCUCAGGUGCGCCGCCGGGGUCCGGGACUGCUAGCAACGAGUUUGACAGGUUUGACGAUGAGCAAUUCUUGUCCAUGUUCACGGAUGAAAUGUCCACUGCCGUGGCCCCCACCGUGUCGUCCUCGAACCCCUCCACGCCGUCCGAUCAUAACAGCAUUAAUGAUGAUGAGAAAGAGACCACACCACCACACGAUCAUCACCACCACCACUACCAACCGAAGCAGCAGCUAAAGAAUGAAUCUGAGGAGGUGGAAAGCCAAUGCCAGUCGGACACACAAACUCUUCAAAACGCAGUGGCAAACAUGUCCAACGACAGAAUAACUGAUCCUAAGAGGGUCAAGAGAAUCUUGGCAAACAGACAAUCUGCACAACGAUCAAGGGUGAGGAAGCUACAAUACAUAUCAGAGCUUGAACGUAGUGUGACCUCAUUACAAGCUGAGGUUUCUGUGUUGUCACCACGGGUUGCGUUUUUAGACCAUCAACGCUUGCUUCUAAAUGUCGACAAUAGUGCUCUUAAGCAAAGAAUCGCCGCCCUUGCUCAAGAUAAGAUUUUCAAAGAUGCUCAUCAAGAAGCACUGAAGAGGGAAAUAGAGAGACUGAGGCAAGUGUAUCACCAACAGAACCUCAAGAAGAUGGAAAAUGUUGCACCAAUAUCAUCGCAGCCACACUCUGAUCAUGCCAACACUUGUAAUGACAAAGAGCAGCUUCUCAAUGUUUGAUCCUCUUCUGGGAAAAAGAAAGAAAAAAGAAAGAAAAAAAGAAAAA